Molecule: messenger RNA, 13498 nt
Organism: Chlorocebus sabaeus (green monkey)
Lineage: Eukaryota; Metazoa; Chordata; Mammalia; Primates; Cercopithecidae
Gene: GPATCH2L
Product: G-patch domain containing 2 like
Source: RefSeq, a predicted model, not a curated record
CCGCCCCACCCCUCCGGCCCAGACCGGAAAUGAGGUCAGAGAGGGAAGCCCUGGCGGUGAGAGUCGGCCCAAAAAGCGGCGGCCGUCGGAGGUGGCUGCGGCAGCUGAUGUGGCCUCAUGGAUGAGCUGGUACACGACUUAGCCUCAGCCUUGGAGCAAACAUCUGAGCAGAAUAAGCUUGGUGAGCUGUGGGAGGAGAUGGCCCUGAGCCCCCGGCAGCAGAGGAGGCAGCUUCGGAAACGCCGAGGUCGGAAGCGUCGUUCUGACUUCACUCACCUGGCAGAGCAUACCUGCUGCUACAGCGAGGCGUCUGAGUCAAGUCUGGAUGAGGCCACUAAGGACUGUCGAGAAGUGGCUCCCGUGACCAAUUUUAGUGACUCUGAUGACACAAUGGUGGCCAAACGACACCCAGCUCUCAAUGCCAUUGUUAAGAGUAAGCAACAUUCUUGGCAUGAAUCUGACUCCUUUACUGAAAAUGCACCUUGUCGACCACUCAGGCGCAGGCGGAAGGUGAAGCGAGUGACAUCAGAGGUGGCUGCUAGCCUUCAGCAGAAACUGAAGGUAUCAGAUUGGAGCUAUGAGAGAGGCUGCAGGUUCAAAUCUGCUAAGAAACAGCGUCUGUCCCGCUGGAAGGAGAAUACUCCCUGGACCUCAUCAGGCCACGGAUUGUGUGAAUCAGCAGAAAACAGGACUUUCCUAAGCAAAGCAGGAAGGAAAGAAAGGAUGGAGUGUGAAACAGAUGAACAAAAACAGGGCUCUGAUGAGAACAUGUCAGAAUGUGAAACCAGCAGUGUGUGUAGCAGCAGUGACACUGGGCUCUUUACUAAUGAUGAAGGGCGACAAGGUGACGAUGAGCAGAGUGAUUGGUUCUAUGAAGGAGAAUGUGUCCCAGGAUUCACUGUUGCUAAUCUUCUGCCCAAGUGGGCUCCUGAUCAUUGUUCUGAAGUAGAAAGAAUGGAUUCUGGAUUGGAUAAAUUUUCAGAUUCCACAUUCCUUUUACCUUCUCGGCCAGCUCAAAGAGGGUAUCAUGCUCGCUUGAAUCGUCUGCCUGGAGCUGCAGCUCGGUGCCUCAGAAAGGGGCGAAGAAGGCUGGUUGGGAAGGAGACCAGCAUAAACACUUUGGGGACUGAGAGGAUAAGCCAUAUCAUUAGUGACCCUCGGCAGAAAGAAAAGAAUAAAGCGUUGGCUUCUGAUUUUCCUCACAUUUCUGCUUGUGCACAUGAGUUCAAUCCCCUGUCUCCCCUUUACUCACUGGACGUUCUUGCCGAUGCUUCUCACCGAAGGUGUUCACCAGCACACUGCUCUGCCAGACAGGCAAAUGUACAUUGGGGACCACCGUGUUCACGUGACAUCAAGAGGAAGCGGAAACCAGUGGCCACGGCAUCUUUGUCUAGCCCCAGUGCAGUUCACAUGGAUGCAGUGGAGCCAACCACACCAGCAUCACAAGCCCCCAAAUCACCCAGCUCUGAGUGGUUGGUCAGGACCUCUGCAACAGAGAAAACCACAGAUGCAACUACUGCUACAUUUUUUAAAAUGCCACAAGAAAAGAGCCCUGGAUACAGCUAGAGAGCAAGACUUCACCCUCCAGGAGCUGACUGGGUGUUGCUGAAGCAAAUGUUGGACUUUGUGUUAGAUAGUCUUGCAUAUCUUAAUCGACAUUCCCAGUCCUUUCACCACCAGAACCAACUCCUCUUUCAAACACAGCAGUGGACUCUUUCUCUCAGAAGAUCAUGUUGUGCGAGUCUUUUUUUUUUUUUUUAAAUAGUAAAAUAUUGAGGCAGCAAUUUUUACAAAAAGGUCAUCCUCUGCUCUAUUUGUUACCUUGUUAUUGCUGUCUCAACAUUUACUACAGCUCCAUUUACAGAGCUGUUGCUUUUUUGCAGUUGUCUUUGUUCUUGAAAAACCAGUAACUGCUUCUGCAUACGUUUUGUGUAGAGCUUUUAAUAUCAUUUGAGGAAGUUCCAAAUUUGUAGCCAGUUCCAAACAAAUUUAAAUACUGAGUUGAGGCCUGUAUGGAAUUGUUUGCAGGAGAUAAGGCUUGCCUUUGAGCCUACUCUUGAUUCACUCAGAGUGCCAAUAAGAUAAAUCAACGAGGUUCUCAUUUUGGAGCCUCAAAAGAGACACCAGCAACUGGGCCUUGAGAACUUCCAUUUUUUUGCAGAUUGUCUGCAGAAACUCAGACAGCUCAUCAGCAGCAGCAGCUGUAUUGUAUUUUACCUCAUCUUCAGAGUUUAUGUUCUACUGAAAGAGGACGUGUGUAUACAUGCACACGCACACACACAGCUUGGUGUAAUGGAGAAGAUGGUUUAGGUGUACAGCAAAUUUAAAAUAGUCAGUGAAUUGUGUCUUACUACUUCAUGUCCCAGUGUAAGCCUUUAUGUCCUAAGCAGAACUUUAUUGUUAGUAUUAUAGGUUAAUAACCUGCAGCAGAAAUUCAUACUCUAUUAUAAUAAUGGCUUCUUGGGGCCAUGCUUUGGGGAGGUAAAAUGUCUUUUUGACAUGCCUUUAUAUUUGGUGUGUUUAUGAUGGCUCAGCUGCAUGUGGAGUUAUAUAUACAGUCGUGCCUGAAGUUGGAUGCUACUUUGUCAAAAUGAGAAAUAAGUGAAGGCCUGGAGCUGCUGGAGAGAAGCCACGCUUUCUAAAAAGUAUUAUCAAGAGUGUCUGUCAUUCAUUCAGGGGCCUGGCUGACAGAAGGGCUUUUUUUAAUACCAAUGAGUGCAUUUACUCUGAAAUACACAGAAGCUCUUGGUGAAUUGCUCCCUGCUCUGGUCACAUUGUAGAGGGACUCCGACUCAUGCACCUGCUUAUUUUCUGUCUUAAAUAGGUGCUGGAUGGGGCAGCACCUCCUUCCCCCAAAGUGCGAUUGCCCCUGUUUCCCAUACAAAGUGUAAUGAUGGGUUGCUUUAUCAUACUCCCUUUUACAAUUAUAGUCCUUAUCAAUGGAAACUCCAGAUUUCUUUAUCGAUGAAGUGGGGAGGUGGGUGGGCAUGAAUCUAGUUGGAAAAGGGGAUUUGAAGCUAAGUUUAUGUGGCACUUUAAGACUGAGAACAUGUCAAUUGUUCAUAAUCAGGAAUAUGGUAGAGGGAGAGCAGGUGGAGAUGAUGGGACGGGAAAGUGCAGAAACCGGCCCAGCAUGCCUCUGAGUCGCCCUUGGUUCUCAUGCAGCAGUGUGUGUGCUGACAGGGGUGUUCCACCCUUGGUUCUCAUGUCAUGCAGCAGUGUGGGAGAGUGGUGAAGCCGGCCCAGCAUGCCUCUGAGUUGCCUCUGGUUCUCAUGCAGCAGUAUGUGUGCUUAACAGGAGUGGAGAUGAUGGGACGGGAGAAUGCUGAAACUGGCCCAGCAGACCUCUGAGUCACCCGUGGCUCUCAUGCAGCAGUGUGUGUGCUUACAGGGAUUUCCCAGGCUGCACUUCCCUUCCCUGUGGGCUGCACCCACAGAAGUAUAGAAAAUAUGUCUGUUGAAUAUAAAUUGGUACCACUGAAUUGUUUUAGUGAUGAGGUUAGAUUUUGUUGUCAUGUGCAUUGUCACCAUAGUGACCCAUGGCAUAUAUUUUUAACAUACUUGGUUGGGUUUGAGAGAAAUCUGUGGAUAUAAUUUUUUGUUUGUGUCAAGCUGUAUGACUCAUGCAGUGAUUGGUCCCAUGAUCAUGGCCUAUUAGUGAAAACCUCCAAAGGUCAGGUGGCCAAGGUGUUCCCACAUUUUUUCUAUAUAACUUGUUGCCUGAUAGUCCACCUUUCUACCUAUGAUUAAAAAUUUUUAUAUACAACAUUAUUUACAUUUCAAACAUCUCUACAAAGUCAUGCCAUUUUAAGGAGACGAAAACAGUCACAGAGUUAAGUGACUUGCUCCAAAUCACAGAACUAAGCCAGGACUAGAAUCCCAGACUUUCAGAUUUUCUCUGCCCUGGGUUAUAAUCUCUUGUUUUUCAGUGAUAGACCUGAGUCAGUCUGAGAUGCUUAUUUAUGAAACAGUAUGCCGUGAAUAUUUAUUAUCUUCUUGGGCAUGCUUUUCUACCCAUUUUGAAUACUUUCAACAGGGAUUACCCAAGAAUGCAACGUCUACCUGUAAUAAAUGGGGAGAAAGUUAGUUGCCUGAGAGAAUAGAAUAUUAAGCACACAAAUACUUUCCAACACAGGGUUGUAAGUUGUGCUCCUCAUUUUAAGGUGCUGUAUCUGCAUGUUUAAGGAUUAUUAAUCAAUGUAUUCUGCUUGCUUUCUGUAUUAACCAGUUCCAGAGGAUAGACUUAGAAAUGAGUGUAUUUUGAAUCUUAAAACUUAAAGUUUCUUUAUAUGCAACGCAGUGUAUAAUGUCAUAAAUUAAGAAAAAUCUAUUAUCUUUCAAAGAAAUUACCUAGUUUCAAAAAUCAGGUUUUGUAAUCAGUGUUGAAAAACUCUGAAACACGACUUACUUUGAGGAUGAUCCUUGAGCUCAUGUAUUUGAUCUGCUCAAAAGUAGUAACUAAAGCUGAGUUAAACAGUUUUUAUUUAUUUCAGGGUUCUGAUUUUUCCCAGCUGGCUACACAGAUGGCCUAUCUGAAUCCUAAUUUUGUGUGUUUUCGAUGAUGGGCAGAAGUCAAAACAUUAUCUGCUUCUGUGAGGAUCAUUAAUAAAAAGUUGGUUUUAAUUACGAGUUUAAGGGAAUUUUAGUUUAUUUUUCAGAUGGAGUAUUUGAAAGGAACAAAACUCUCGUGUUGCCUUUUGUUGUUGUUGUUGUUGUUGUUGUUUCCUAGAGACAGGUUCUUGAUCUGUCACUCAGGCUAGAGCGCAGUGAUGUGUUCAUAGUUCACUGUAACCUUGACCUCAUAAGCUCAAGCCAUCCUUCUGCCUCAGCCUCCUGAGUUGUGAGAACUACAGAAGUGUGCCACCACGCCUGGCUAGUUUUUUAAGUUUUUGUAGAGAUAGGGUCUUGCUCUGUUGCCUAUGCUGGUCUUGAACUUCUAACCUCAAGCAAUCUUCCUGCCUCGGCCUCCCUAAGUGUUGUAGUAAUAGGUGUGAGCCUCCAUGUCCGGCCUUGUGUUGCCUCUUGGUAAGAACUAAUAAAAGGAAAUUAGUAGCUUGUUUACCUGGUACCGGAUUUGGAGGGGGCUGAGUAUAGUUUUUACUGAGUGGUAUGUGAUUGGAAAAUAGGCCACAUUAGCCUUGAAUUGUUUGAAAUCAAAUGAGAUUCGAAAUUUUAGAGGACAUUGCUGGGCUAUGAAAUAGGCUACUAACAAGGCUAUUUUUGUAGCAAAAUGGCCAAAAGCUGAAAUAAAUCUUCUUAGUCUGUGAUGCUUGCAGAGCAUCCUUUGUUAAGUAAAGCACAACACCUAGGACAAGUAACUAAACUAGUUAUGACUUCCAAAUAGAUUGAUAGAGCCUUGCAUUUUGGAGUUAGAGACACUGUAGCUGUAUCUAUAGACCUGUAAUAUAGCCUGGAAAGUUCUGUUGCUGCAGAGUUAUCAUUCAAGUCACUUGGAAUUGAAGAAGAUACGGAGUGUUGAGACAAAGGAACUAGGCUGGCACAGUCAUUGCUGAUGCGAUGGGUUCUCCACUUUGGCUCCAGGCGUAGGCUCCUGGUGGUGAUGCAUGAUUCAUUUCCAGUCUUUGUUUCAUUUUGGCUUCAUUACUGUGGUUCUGAGCCACACAGGUUUCUCCCCGUGAGGAGAAGACUGUAAAAACCUCAGCGUUAGCAGCUGUGUUCAGUGCCCUGUAUGUCUUGUGAAGCUUAUCUGAGCUGGACUGAGAGCAGAGUGGCUCACUCUUGCAGCUGUGGAUGCAGUCUAGUUGGAGGCAUGGCUUGGAGGAUGUCAUGGUUCAUGCAAUGGUUGGAGGGAUGGUAAAGUUAGCUCUUGUCAGCUGCUUCCCUCUGCUAGUGCUUGAGCUGCCAAUUUUAUUUGUCAGUGUUUCCUUAUCUUCCACUCCUGUUGUGAAAGGUCACAGAGUUACUGUCACUGGCAACAAUUUCUCCCCUUAGAAGAAAUCUGGUACAGAGGGAAAGGGUGAGGAAAAUGGUGAAUUCCAUCACUCAGAACUAAAUGCAAGUGGCACAGAGAUGCUUUCUCCUGUGUUAACGUCUCCAAAAGAUGAACAUCAAAUGCCCAGAAACAGCAACAUCAAAAAGAAGGAAGAUGAGAAGUAUUGUUGAAGAGUAUGGACUAUAGGGUUUUUAACAAGUCCAGCAAGACAAACUUAUGGCUAAAAGAAGACAUUUUUCUAUCACUGCAAGUAGACAUCAUAAAUGCUUGGUAAAAUUGCCAGAUUUAGGGAAUAAAAAAUUUUUCAAGUACAGUAUUGAAGAAUGGGGGCACAUCCUGAAGACAUUCAGCAAAGAAGCAAUCUUGGCAAGGUGGAGAAGUGGGAAGCAACGUGGAGAGAAAAGGAGCUGCCCAGCAGGAAUUGUUAGCGUGUGGUCCCUAGGCCAACAACACCAGCACACCUUGCCCACACUAGACCUGCUGAAUCAGAAACUGCCAGCGCAAGGUCCAGCAGUCUUCCAGUAAGCCCUCCAGGGGGCUCUGGUGCAUGCUCAAGUUUGAGAACCAUAGACUUUGACACAGUUAAAAAGAUGUUUUCAUGGACUGGUCUCCUUCUAAGCUCUGAGAUGCUCUCAUAAUCCCUCCAUAAGUAAAGAGUUGUUUUUUUUUUUUAUAAUUCUUUGCAGAAACUGUUAAUGUCUUUAUUUCUCAUAUUUUUUUUUCCCCUACAAGCUCCUGAAAGAUCUUUUUGAAAAAUUGACAAAGGAUGCUAUCAAGGGCUAUGUUUAAAUGGAUGGAAAUAACCUUGAAAAUGGAUAAAGCCUGGGUGUGGUGACUCACGCCCAUAAUCCCAACACUUUGGGAGGCCAGGGCAGCAGGAUUGCUUUAUCGCAGGAUCUGAAGACCAGCCUAUGCAGCAUAGUGAGACCUUGUCUCUACAAAAACUUUUAAAAAUUAGCUGGCUGUGGUGGUGCAUGCCUGUGGUCCCAGCUGCUUGGGAGGCAGAGGCAAGAGGAUCACUCUAGCCCAGGAGGUUGAGGGUGCCGUGAGCCAUGAUCUGGCCACUGCACUCCAGCCUGGGUGACAGAGCGAGACCCUGUAUCAAAAAAUGAAUAAUCAAAUAAAAAUGGAUAAAAAUGUAACAAUGAAUUAUUAGUCUAUGAAUGAUAGUCAUUUUUCACAAUUGGCAGUAAAAUUAUGAUUUGUGUAAUGUAUGAGUUUACCACAUUUAUUCAUAAGAUCUUAGUUUCAAGGGAAAGUAUCAUGUAUUUUCCAGCAUGAUAAUGAUGAAUCAUUUAAAGUAUGGCUCAUAAAAAUGAAAAAAAAAUAUUGGAAGAAAAAGCCAACUUGGGUACAUAGGUGUGUAAUAAAUAGCUGUUGAGUUAUUGAUAAUCUCUUGCUAGGAUUGAAUCUCAGUACUUCAGAGCAUGUAAAAAUCAAUUUUCUGUGAUCCCACUUAAUCACACCGUGUUGUCUUUUUUUUAGAUUUCAGCUAGCGAUUCUGCAGGGGUCGGAGACCAAUAGCAAUCUCAUGCUUUGUUGUUGAUGUUAUUGUCUGACUCGUGGAUUCAGCAUUUCAGAAUAUGGUACUCUAAUCUUAAGGCUUUGAAAAAAAAAAAACCGUGGCCAUUUUUCUUUAUAUUUUACUUGUGUUAAUUGGGCUAGGUCCUAACUGGUUGCCAGAGCCUGGAAAUCCAGGUUCUGUCUUUUCAGGGAAUAUGCAUAGCUAAAGAGUUCAUUGUGUUUGCAAAGGUACACUAGGAGUUCUCAUUUCCUCAGAUGCUUAUGUGUGUAGACUGUUAAGUUCUCAUUUCAAUUUUUGCAGUCUUUUAAAACACCACACAAUUUUUCUUUUCCAUCUUAAAGACCAGUUAAAACUACCUCUGGCCACAAAUGUUAGUGUUACUAGAUAUUAUCAAGGUGUGAGACUAAAAAGUUAGAAGACUUUAAGAUGUAAAUUAUAUAAGUUAAUGUUUUCUUUCUCUGAAAGUUCUGACCCUUGCUGACCCCUCAUUCAAAUGUUUUUAAUUGAAAGGGGUAAGAAAAUAUCAGAGAACUUAAAGAUGGCCUUCGUAACUUUGACUCAAAAUCAACACGUUUCAUUAUGUAUAGGUCCUACACCUUGCUUCCUCAAGCAGGCCAUGAAAAAAAAUCUCAUGACCAUGCAGACUGAUGCCACCCCAAAACUAUGGUAACGAUUUGAAUUGCUCUCAAUAUUGAUCUCAAACUCCCUCCUGUUGUCAGCAGCUACUGCAAACUGGCUAUUAUAAACCCUUUCUACCCCCACCUUCUCUCAAUCUCAGCAGUUAAUCUCAGCCCUCCCCCACCACGUAACAGCCUCGGGCAGAACUUCCCACUUAGACACCCUCACACACACCCUUCCUUACCUUCUUGCCAGUGCCUGUCCUGCCCAAGACGAAUCCCUUUUCCUGUGCCCUAAGCCCUCUCCCUUGAUAAAUGACUUGAUCUAGAUAUAGCCUCACACUCCUGGCACAUACAGCUUUGCAUUUAAACAUGUUCAGAUACUCCUGCUUCAAACAAAAAUACCUUUCCUCAACCCUUUGAAAGCCUAACUACCACUAAAGUAUACUGCCCUUAUCUGCACUCUGUCCAUUCUGCAGUCCACUGAGGCAGUGGUUUUUAACCCUGGCUGCAUGUUAGCAUCACCUGGGAAGCUUUAAAACGUCCUAAUUCUGUACUGGACCACAGACCCAUUAAGUCAGCAUGGGGAGGUGGGACGGGUUUCAGUCUUUAAAAAGAAGUGUAGCUGAGGCUGAGAACCACCACUCUAAAACCUGGCUGCUACCCUUGCUACCAUGAAAACUGUUCUUGCUGGAUUCACCAGUGACUUCUACUGUCAAAAUGUAGCCCAUAGGUUGAUUUUUAUGAUACUGAUGCUGUAUAACCACUUCCUUCUUUGGAAUGCACCCUUUCCUGACCCUGCUUUCCUGAUUUUUCUCCCACUUCUUUGCUCUUUCUCAAUUUCUCUGGGUGGUUUGGUAGGUCAGUCUAGCAUAGACGGGAUGCCGGUCUCUGCCACCACCUCCGUUACUGAAGUGAACACCUGUGUGCCAGUGAGUUCCUUUGCCAUACCACCUUAAUGCACCAACUUAAAAGCACAGAUUAGAGGGAAGCGUUCACAUUCACUAAUCACUGCAGGCUUCUAGGAAAGCAUACUAAAGGACUCUGGUCCUUCUCUUACCUCCCUUGUUCCUCCUCCAAGCCCAGUGAGGCAGGAGGAAUUGCUGAUAAGAUUAGUGAGAUUCUAAGGUGGAUCACUCCUGUUUACUUAUGAGUUGCUGUUUGUGAAAAGAUGACCUGGACUGUGGUCCGUCUUCUGCUUUCUCCUCUUCGGGGUCUUGGCCUGGUAAGGGGGCCCGUGCCCAAAAGAGGCUCCUCCACCUAAUGCUGUCUUCAAUCUGUGGCUUUCUGCUGCUGGUUAAGAUUUUAAUUGGGCUGCCUCAUCCCUUUUUGACCUUGAGCUUCAUGUUGAUCUUUAUCAAGGAACUUUUUAUUGGGGCAUCACCACUAGCCCUAUGAAUACAGUGAAAUUUGAUUUCCCAGUCUACUGUUACCAUUGCAUGCUGCCCCUGGAACUGGAUAUAUAGAUUCUACUUUCAUCAGAAGUGAUGCUGUGUGUUCCUGAUGUCUUUGAAUCACUAGUUUCUGAUUCAAAAUAUGGGGUAGGUGGAUCUGAUUAGUAGUCAUAUGCCUGUGUCCUGGCUAGGAAGUCAGAAUGAGGUUAUCUGGAAAGUUGAGCUUCCUCACAUGUGGGAAGGUACUUCAGAUGCUGGACAGCCAAUAAGAAUAACAAAGGUCCACCAGAGCCAUUGCCCCAGUCACUGAUUCAACAAACAUUUACUGAACACUGAUUAAGCCAAGUGCUCCUCAGGGACCUCUUAGGGAAGAGGAUAACUGCCCUAAAGCUGGAUGCCCCUGGGCCCCUUAGAUAUACUAUCCUUGAGACUAUUAGGCCCCUGUCCAGAAUACCUAAUAAUAAUAAUGGCAAAUGUGUACUUAGUGGUCUGCCAUUUGGAAACAACAUCUCACUCAGCAACUCUAAGGGUAGGUACUUUUGUCUCCAUUUUAAAACAAUGAAAUACACUUACAGUUAUAGACAAACUUGCUGAAGUCACAUAUCUAUUAAGCAUCAGUGAAGAUUCAGAUUCAAGUCUGUUUGAUGUUAAAGAGUGUCUGUUCCUAACCAAUACCUCUGCUGCCUCUUUUGACAGACUGAACUGUCAGAGGGCAUGUACGUAUGCAUAAGCUGUGGGCCACUGGGCCCUGGGCCAGUGUCUGAUGAGACCUCUUUAUUGACUUGUUUCUCUUGGGCUGUUUCUCUACCAGGCAACUGAAUGGGCUCAUCCCUUCUCUGUGCGUACAUCAUUGAAUGGAGAUAGCCGGUUUCUGUGACAUCCUCUUAUAACAACCUAGUUUUGUUCUUGAGAGUGACCAGAGUGAGAGAAAAGUCAAUUAAAUCUUGCAGAUCUUGCAAACCUAUGGCAAUAAAAAGGUAUUGUCCUUUGUGUACCAAGGCACAACUGAUUCCUAAACGAGGAAGAUAUGUGUUAUGAGAUCGUAAUGUUAGUGAUAGACUUUUCAACACCUUGGUAAACAUUUCUUUGACUGUUAGCAAAAGCUGCCUUAACAGUCUUGGCUUUUAGAAAUGUCCCUUCAUUCAGUAGAUGUGUAUAGAACACAUUUUAUGCCAGGCACUCUGCUAGGAGCUGGGUAUACAGAGAAGAAAGGCAUUCCUGCUCUCAUGAUGUUCAUGGUCUUCUGAGGAAGAGACAAGAAAAGCAAGUAUUACGAUGUAGAGUGAGAUAAGAAUGGCAGGGUAUUUUGGCAGCAAGGAAGAGGGCACUUUAACUCAAACUGGGCAGUGGAAGAAGUUAAAAAAAAAAACACGAAAUGAAAUCCUGAAGGAUGAGCAGGAGUUAAGAAGAGUGGAUCAAGCCCUCCAAGGGUAAGAGCAUGGUUUGUUCAGACCACUGCAAGUGUUUUCAUAUGGCCCACAUGUAAAGCUUAUAGAGGAACAGAGAGAGGAAGGCAGGAGACAGGAAGUGAAGGCAGUUGGAGAACUAUUGCAGUAUUCCUCUGCUAAGCUCAGGGUGCCAUUCAUGGAAACCCUACUGCAACUGGCCCAUUGUGCAUACAAAGCUGGAACUGAGAUGUGAACAGGUUUGCAUUGCCUUGGUCACCUUCCGUGGGAAAUAUAGCUAGGCCCACUUAUUGGUAGGAGCUACUGACAUGUUAAAACUAGGUUAAACUGAAUUGGAAGUAAUGCUUUAUUUGGAAUCCUGGCUGGCUGAUUUCAUUACAUGUUCUAGCAUGAUACCAGUCUGAGGUUAUGCCCCUUGAACCACCAACUUAGUAGAGUUUAAUGCACAAUGUGAUGGUCUUAGUUCCUUGUACUGUUCUUCAGCGACAAAGUUGUUCAAGUGCCAGUUAAGUUUUUUGGGCUUUGUUUCUCAGUAGUCACAGUAAAUUUGUGUUGAUCUGUUUACACCUUUUGGACUGAACACCUUAGCAAUCUUUGAUAUUUUAAGCCUACAGAAAGUGCCCAUGGGAUAAAACCAAUCUGCUGGCUCACACUAAGUUCUGAUCCCAUGAUUUUGGUCUCAUUAAUACCGUGCUAUAAAUAAAGUUAGCUAAACGUUUUGAAACUGCAUAAAAGUGAAAUAAUUGUGAGUUUUGGGCCAACAUUUUUCCUGAACAGCUUCUGACUGACCAGCAUUUUAAAUUAGGUGAUGUAGUCUAGCUUUUGUACAUAGAAAUAAGAAAGUGACUUUUAUGUUCCAUUAUUAAAAUAGUAUAGGGAGGACAGGUAAAUAUACUAAUUUUUCAUUGCUCAUACUAGAGAAUUAAGGUAUAUUGACUAAUGAAAUAGAGGAUUAUGGGGACCAUAUGAAAAUAUGAUUAAAGAGAUUAUCACUAGAGGAAAAAUUCAGACUGCUAAUUAUGAGAAAAAACAUGUAUGCACAACCAAACAAAUCACAAAAAUUAAAGAUUUCUAAAACAAUAGAAUAGGAACAAAUGUACCUGUCAUAUUAAUAAAAGUAAACUUAGCUGUAGAUAAAAGGCAAAAAUGUCAGCAAACACUAAUUUCAUGUUAUAAGAUUCAGAAAGGUUGCGCAAAAGUAAACCAAGCAAACACAAACAAGAAAAUGAGUUGUAGUCUGCAUAUCAGGCAAGGUUGAACUUAGGGAAAAAGAGUUGAAAGAAAAAGAAAAACACUACAUAAUGCUAAAGGGUGUGACUCACGAGAUGUGAUGUUUCUCGAAUUCUGUACUAAAUAAUGGAAAACCAUUUAUGUAUUGGAAGCCAUGGGAGACACUGGAAGAAACAGAAAUACAGUGUUAGUUGGAUAUUUUAAUUCAAUUCUGUCAGUUCAUGACAAAUCAAUGGAUAAAACCUAGGACAUGGAAUGAUUUAAAUAAGAUACAGAAGAUCUAGUUGAUACAUAUUAGACUUUACCCUAAAAAUGGUAACUACACUUUACCCCUAAAACAUUUCCCCAUUUGACUGUGUAUUAGAGCAUACAGAAAACAUAAGUUUCAGAACAGAGAAAAGGAACAACAGAUGCCAUUUGCUGAUAAAAAUGCAAUAAACUUAGAAUUUGAGGAUAAGUGGUCAGAAAAAAAAGAAUGCAAUAAAUUAAAGCUAGAAAACACUGCUCAUCUGCAAUCUAAAAUGUUUUUAAGCUCUUCAACUAUUCUUGGGUUGAUUAGGAAAUGCAAAGCAUUAAAAAAGCAUUUCAUAUCUAGACUAUAAACUUGUUCCUCUGAGAUACACAUAAAACAGUGCCCAGAGGAAAAUUCAUUGCCCUAAGAUUUGUGUAUUAAAAACUAAGAUAAAUGUUGUAUAACUCAAAAUAUUAGGAAAAGGAAUCUUUUAAAAGCAGACUAAAAGAAUCCAGAAAAAUUAAUUAGAAAAAUGGGGAAACAGAAUUAAAGAGCUAAUUUUUAAAAUACGUAGUAAAAUAUGUAACAUUUUAGCUACCAUUACAAGAGAAGACAAACACAAAAUAAAAAUUACCAGAUAAUAUAUAAGAGCCAUAAAAUAUACUUUGCUCAACUGUACGCAAACAAUUUAAAAACUUGGAUUAAAUGGAUAAUUUUCUAGAAAGGUAUUAUUUGCCAAAAAAUGACAUCAAAAGAAAUCUAAUAUAGCAAUUGUCAUAGAAGAAGUAUUUCAAUUAGCAUGACUAAGUAUUUUUAAAGACCCUACCAAUGAAAACAAAGAAAUGCAUUUGGAGGAUUAACAAAAACUUUUUAUAACACCAGUUUUUUAUUUUACAUUUUAAAGCAUGACAUGGAAUUUAUUGAAAAGACAUGUAUUUUAUAGAAUCCAAGCAAAAGCUGACCAGCCAGAGAUAAAGUGAGACCAACUCAGGGAAUGUGAGCAGUGGUGAUUUAUUCCCUCUGGUGUUCCAUGUUAGCCUGACACAGAGCUCCUUUUCCACAUUCUCAGGGGCUCUUGAUCCAAAACCUUAAAAAAAAAAAAAAAUUAGACUUAACAGAAAAGCUGCAAAAGUAGAUUUCC